AUGUUAUUUUAUUAUGGUAUAUUAACCAGCAUUGCGAUGACAUUAGUUAUAAUUGGUUCAUUUGCAUCAAUUUCAUCUAUUCCAUAUACUGCUUUACCUCCAACAAAGAUUCACCCUUUAUUUGAUCCAACUGAUUUUGAUUUAGAACUCGAUUGUCAUAUUGUCUAUAAAGAUGAUCCUGAAAAGAAUAAGAAAGCUGGUAUCAUGGAUGAAAAACAUGCAAUCUUGUUACCUUUGAGCAGUGGUCUCAUGUUGACCGCUUUGUAUUUUAUUAUCACAAAAUUAAAGAUUCAUUGGAUUAAUUUUGUAAUGAAGCUAUUAAUUUGGAAUAUUAAGACAAUGAGUAUUGUUGCCGGUACUUUUGUUACUUCAUAUGUUUUACAUUCGAUUGUUCGUAAUUUCUUACAUUUUCAGAAGUGGGAUCCAUUAGAAAUAUUCCCAAGAUAUCGUUUGACAGUUUCUGAUGAUAACGAAGAAAUUAACAGAUCUAGCGGUGUAGUUACUAAUUUCAAUUACCAAGAUGUAUUGACAGAUAAAAUAUAUUAUCAAGAUAUGAUUGACAUGAUUAAUAAAAAUCCUAUUGAAAAACAAUAUUAUAAAAGAGAAUUUCGUAAACCUACAAAUAUUGAUUCCAAGAGGCAAAUUAUUAAUAUUUAUUAUGAUAACAUCACAACUAUUUCCUUGAUUUGUUCUGCUAUAUUAACCGUCACAUUUCAUUAUUUACCCAAGAAUUGGUUAGUUGGCAAUCUAGUAAGUGUUAAUUUUGCAAUUUGGUCAAUUUCUCACUUAAACCUGAAGAAUUUAAAAUCUGGUACAUUAAUAUUGAUGGCAUUAUUUUUGUAUGACAUUUAUUUUGUAUUUGGUACUGAAAUUAUGGUGACAGUAGCAACCAAGGUUGAUUUACCAAUUAAAUUAUCGAUACCAACUAAAUACAACGGUCAGAUUGGUAAAUUUGAAUUUGCAAUGUUAGGAUUAGGAGAUAUUGCAUUGCCUGGGAUGUUUAUUUCUACAUGUUACAAAUUUGACAUUUGGAAAUACCAUUUAGAUAAUAAUGAUGUUGAAUUUCAUUUGUUGAAUUGGUCAUAUAUUGGUAGAUAUUUCAUUACCGCGUGUAUUAGUUAUGGAUUAUCGAUAAUUGCAUGUAUGGUAGCAUUGAGUAAAUUUAAGACAGCACAACCUGCAUUAUUAUAUAUUGUGCCUGGGUUGUUAAUUUCUACUUUGAGUUUAGCAUGGAUAAGUGGAGAUUUCAAGCAAUUCUGGUGUUUCCAAUACGAUACGAUUGAAUUGUCGAAGAAUAUAUUGAGAGAAGAGGAUGGAGAUGCGACCACGACGUACACUGCUUUCAUUGAAGCUACUGAUAUCGAUGAUGACGAGGAGGAUUAUACAGAGGAAGACGCUGCACUAGAUUAUGAUGAAGAUGAUUUCAUAUCUAGUGACGAGGAAGAGAAUUAUCGGUCA
This is a messenger RNA of Vanderwaltozyma polyspora DSM 70294, 1458 nucleotides long. RefSeq names its product aspartic endopeptidase (gene YPF1). Gene Ontology annotation, molecular function: aspartic endopeptidase activity, intramembrane cleaving. The annotation marks the transcript as partial. The transcript has a single exon. Gene Ontology annotation, biological process: membrane protein proteolysis. The record is from RefSeq and is a predicted model, not a curated record. Gene Ontology annotation, cellular component: lumenal side of endoplasmic reticulum membrane; membrane; cytoplasmic side of endoplasmic reticulum membrane. NCBI's taxonomy places the organism in Eukaryota, Fungi, Ascomycota, Saccharomycetes, Saccharomycetales, Saccharomycetaceae.